Molecule: messenger RNA, 1201 nt
Organism: Cimex lectularius (bed bug)
Lineage: Eukaryota; Metazoa; Arthropoda; Insecta; Hemiptera; Cimicidae
Product: gustatory and odorant receptor 21a-like
Exons: 7
Coding region: 15-1148 (377 amino acids)
Biological process (GO): sensory perception of taste
Cellular component (GO): membrane; axon; dendrite
Source: RefSeq, a predicted model, not a curated record
AACAGCCGUUCAGAAUGACAUUUUUGCAACACCUUUAUUUUCAAAAGUCGAACAACGCGUUUUACCUGGAGGUCCGUCCGAUCCUGCUUUUGUUCAGGAUAUUCGCUCGGAUGACAUACGACAUUAAAGACGGGACAUUGAUCUGUCGUCCUCGUCUUAUUGCCUCGUUGGCCUGGUUUAUUUUGUACGGAGCCCAGUUCUACGUGACUAUCGACCUUUUGAUGGGGCUCACCUGGCACUUGAAACAAGAGAAAAAUUUCAUAACCAGCAUUGUUAUGACAGUCACACUCGUCUUUAUACUCAUGCAUCUCUUUCUACCUAUCUCUCUAAUUUUGGAGAGCGAUCAUAUUUGUUCUUAUGUCAACAGAUGGGCUGAUUUGCAGGUACAGUUUUACAAAGCGACAGGAAAAAAGUUUAUCCCGAAAUAUAGAAAGUUGCUAUAUGUGCUUCUAGUAAUCACACCUUUUCACGAGAUGCUGGCAAUAUGGAUAAGCCAGAGUGUACUGUACUACGAUAGAUGGUACCACUUAGUGCUUUAUUUCUCAACAUUUUUUGUCUGCCAAUUGAACACGCUGUUUUGGGCGAUUUCUUUCUUUGAAAUGGCGCAUAUCGCAUCCGAAAUAAAGGAAGGACUCAGAACGAAUUUCAGAAGUUUUGGAGGAUACAGCAAUAUUGCUAACUUGAGAAGUCUCUGGGUUUCUUUGGUCGACCUAUGCGCCGAUCUCGGACGAGCACUCUGGAGGACGAUGAUAAUUUUGAUGAUCGUCAACUUCGGUUCCAGUGUUGCAUCGGUCUAUGCUAUCAUCAGCCAUUUCAUUUCAGGGAGUCCGGGCAUUUGGACGUUUGUAAUGGUGUUGUUUUGUAACGGCACCGCUAUCCUACUCAUGGUAGAACCGGUGCACAUGGCCAUGUUAAAGGCCGGGCAUGGUGUUUAUCAAGAACUCUUGGAAUUCAACGUCACGAAACUGGGAGGAACUUCAUUUGUCCAGGUUGAUAAGUUCCUACAAGUUGUAAAAGGGAUAAACCCUCGAGUUACACUGGGAGGAUUUUUCACCAUCGACCGAAGCCUCCUUACCACAAUUGCAGGAGCUUCAGUCACUUAUUUGAUUGUUUUGAUCCAGUUCAGAAUUCCCUCAGAAAAUAUGUAAAACCAAACAAAUAAAUAGAACUUGUAAGUUUUCUUGUAGUAUUAAUCGUUGAA